GUUUGGCGACAGCUGCUAUCUCUUCAGACUCUUUUUUUCUGAAAUUUCUCGUUUCCUGCUUAAUGGCUGCCACAUACGAUACGGUCGUGCUCGACAUUGAGGGCACCACGACGCCCAUCACGUUCGUGCACGAAACCAUGUUCCCCUACAUCACCAGCAACAUCGACGAGUUCCUCACCACACACUGGACCGACCCGACAGUCCGCGCCCACGUCCAGUCCAUUGCCGAGCAGGCCAACAAGGACGUUGCCGACGGGCUCGCCCAGGCCAUUGCCAUCGACCUGGCCGCAGACUCGCAGGAGGAGAUUCGCCAAAAGGUCCUGGCGAACGUGUCGUGGCAGAUGCGCGCUGACCGCAAGAUCGGGCCGCUCAAGGGCCUGCAGGGGUACAUGUGGAAAUUUGCCUUUGAGAGCGGCGCCCUGGUCAGUGUAAUCUACGACGAUGCCUCCAUGGCCAUCCACCGGUGGGUCGAGGCAGGCAAGAACGUGUACAUCUACUCGUCGGGCAGCGUCGAGGCGCAGAAGCUCCUGUUUGGCCACUCCGACCACGGCAAUAUGCUGGGACUGUUCUCGGGCUACUACGAUACCAAGAUUGGCGCCAAGGUCGAGCCCGAGAGCUACAGCCGGAUUGUAAAGGACAUUGGCGUGGAGCCCAGCCGCGUGCUGUUCAUUAGCGAUAGCAUCAAGGAGAUCCAGGCCGCGGAUCAGGCCGGCCUGCAGACUGUGGUGUCGGUGCGCCCGGGGAAUGCCCCGAUUGCCGAGGACUGCGGGUUCCGGACUGCGACCAACUUCCUAGACAUUGCAUAGACAGUGCCAGCAGUGGGGCUCGAUGCACACCACAUCACUGCUAUUUGGUAUUGCAUAGAAGAAGCCAUAGAUAAUGUAUCAGCUUGUUCAGCCAUUAGCCGGAUGCUUGUCUCUGGCCCAGUACGCGUUUGGGUAUAACUGGCAGGCCCAGACACCAAGUGGUAGGCGGCCUAGUGGCUGGUUGUACUGGAGUAAAAUGUCUCGCCAUAUGAGAA
This is a messenger RNA of Linderina pennispora, 1021 nucleotides long. Its product is annotated as 2,3-diketo-5-methylthio-1-phosphopentane phosphatase. The record is from RefSeq and is a predicted model, not a curated record. Bases 63 to 806 code for a protein of 247 amino acids. The transcript has a single exon. Lineage: Eukaryota; Fungi; Kickxellomycota; Kickxellomycetes; Kickxellales; Kickxellaceae. Gene Ontology annotation, molecular function: magnesium ion binding; acireductone synthase activity.